Messenger RNA from Asparagus officinalis (garden asparagus), 1457 nucleotides. RefSeq names its product G patch domain-containing protein 4. The coding region runs from base 173 to 1273 and encodes 366 amino acids. Gene Ontology annotation, biological process: ribosomal small subunit assembly; rRNA processing. Gene Ontology annotation, cellular component: CURI complex; UTP-C complex. NCBI's taxonomy places the organism in Eukaryota, Viridiplantae, Streptophyta, Magnoliopsida, Asparagales, Asparagaceae. The record is from RefSeq and is a predicted model, not a curated record. The transcript is spliced from 9 exons.
CGGACCUCCGCUCUGCGACUUCCUCUCUCACCGCUGCGACUUCCUCUCUUUCGCCGCAGCUUCUUCCUCUCUCGCCGCCGCAACUCCUCUCUCGCCGCCGCUGCUCUAGCCACCUCUGACUUGAUUAGUUGGUGAAAUUGAUUGUGAAGGUUUGGAUCGAGAGGUUAAGAAAAUGGGGAAGGAAAGUAAGCUGGGUUCGAAAAAGAAAAGACGAAGGGAAAAAGGGAGUCAAGUUGAUGCAAACAAUGAUGAUCAGAACCAAGCAGAUGAACAUGCAGAUAAUGAGAUGACACAUUUGGAGGAGAUUUAUCAUUUGAACUUGUGCCCAGAGCACAAGGGACUAAAGAAGGAGAAGAAAAUUAAGCCGAGUUUGAAGAAGAAAGGGAGACAGGAAAAAGGAAAUGAAGUUGAUGCUAGUAAUGAGGAGAAAAUUGAGGCAGAUGAACAUGCAGUUGAUGAAAUUGAUUGUGAAGGUUUGGAUCGCGGGGAUAAGAGAAUGGAGAAGGAAAGUAAGUUGGGUUUGAAAAAGAAAAGAAGGGGAAAAGGGAGUCAAGCUGAUGCAAACAAUGAAGAUCAAAUCCAUGCAGAUGAGCAUGCAGAUAAUGAGAUGACACAUUCUCGCAGCAGACACAAAAAGAAUUAUGAUAAAAGAUCGACCCGCUCUCAAACAUCGAGGGAGGAUGGAAAUCCUGAAAAACCCGCGGGAACCAACAACAGAACUAAAAUAAAAGCUAAGAAGGUGAACAAAGAAAUGAAGCAUAAGAAGAAAAAUUCUGAUAUUGUUAAGGAACCAAAAUCAGAAGAAACACUUGAAGUUGAUGAAGAAAAGGUUGAAGAGAUCCCAUCAGUUGAUGAAGAUUGUUCACAAGGAAUGAAAAAAUGGCUUAUUAAAUACAAGGAUAGCAGACCUGGUUUGAAGAUUCUUCAAGAUAGAAUUGAUGACUUCAUGGCUGCCUAUGAAGAGCAACAGGAACAGGAAAAGAAAGAACGAGAAGCUCUUGCUGCAGAAGGGGGAUGGACUGUUGUUGCGCAUCAAAAAGGCAGAAAGAAAACAACUGAUACAGAAUCUGGUGUUACUGUGGGAUCUGUUGCGCAGGCUGCUGUGGUGGAUAAAAUGGGCAAAAAGAAGAGUAAAGAAGCUCCUCUAGAUUUUUACAGGUUUCAGAAACGUGAAGCCAAGAGGAACGAGGUUAUGAUGCUCCAGAGUAAAUUUGAGCAGGACAAGAAACGGAUACAACAGCUUCGGGCUGCAAGAAAAUUUCGUCCUUAUUGAAAAACUUUGCAAAACUUCCAGAAAAUUUCUUUUGAAUAAGUUUAUUUUUCAACAGUUUCAAUCUCAAGUAGUAUUCUCAAUUUGUGCGAUUUUGUAUCUGUAUCAUUUUUGAAGAUUAUGUAGAUUGCUUUGUUGGAAAUGUAGGAAGACUGAGACAUAGUUCAAUAGUUUUCUUCUUUAUUUU